Messenger RNA from Perognathus longimembris pacificus (Pacific pocket mouse), 1851 nucleotides. RefSeq names its product basic proline-rich protein-like. Bases 1 to 1851 code for a protein of 616 amino acids. The transcript has 4 exons. Lineage: Eukaryota; Metazoa; Chordata; Mammalia; Rodentia; Heteromyidae. The record is from RefSeq and is a predicted model, not a curated record.
AUGAGUGAACAUGAGCAAAGAAAAGCCGGGUCCCACCUGGCUGAUCCCACCUGGCUGAUCCCACCUGGCGGGUCCCACCUGGCGGAUCCCACCUGGCUGGUCCCACCUGGCGGGUCCCACCUGGCGGGUCCCACCUGGCGGAUCCCACCUGGCGGAUCCCACCUGGCUGAUCCCACCUGGCGGAUCCCACCUGGCGGGUCCCACCUGGCGGAUCCCACCUGGCUGAUCCCACCUGGCGGGUCCCACCUGGCGGGUCCCACCUGGCGGGUCCCACCUGGCGGGUCCCACCUGGCUGGUCCCACCUGGCUGAUCCCACCUGGCGGAUCCCACCUGGCUGAUCCCACCUGGCGGAUCCCACCUGGCGGAUCCCACCUGGCGGAUCCCACCUGGCGGAUCCCACCUGUUCCUGUUGGGAGAAAUCAGUUCUGCCCUGAAAUGCAGGGCAGGCGAAAGGCUCAGCCCACACCGGGGGUCCUAAGAGCCGGGAGGGCUGCGGGCGUGCCAGCCCUCCUCCGGGGCCGCAAGGGCUCCGUGGACAUGGCAGGCCCGCCAGCCCUCCUUUGGGGCUGCGGGGCCCGGCGGACACGGCCCCCAGUGGACACAGGGCCCCGGGGGUGCCCCGUCCCCAGGGGCCUGUCCCACGCCCUCUCCGGUGUCCUGCCCCGCACCCUGUCCCCCGCCCCGAACCCUACCGGGUGCCCUGACCCCAGGACCCUGUUCCACGUCCUGAGCGGCGUCCCGUCGCUCACGCUGCCCCCCGCCCUGCACCUUCUCGGGGGCCCGGACCCCAGGGGCCUGUCCCGGGGCCUGAGCGGCGCCCCACCCGCCCACCCUGCCCCCCGCCCCGCACCUUCUCGGGGGGGCCUGUCCCGCGCCCUGAGCGGCGCCCCGCCGCCCACCCUGCCCCCCGAUGCGCACCUUCCCGGAUGCCCGGACCCCAGGGGCCUGUCCCGCGCCCUGCCCCCCGAUGCGCACCUUCCCGGGUGCCCGGACCCCAGGGGCCUGUCCCGCGCCCUGCCCCCCGAUGCGCACCUUCCCGGGUGCCCGGACCCCAGGGGCCUGUCCCGCGCCCUGCCCCCCGAUGCGCACCUUCCCGGGUGCCCGGACCCCAGGGGCCUGUCCCGCACCCUGUCCCCCGCCCCGCACCUUCCCGGGUGCCCGGACCCCAGGGGCCUGUCCCGAGCCCUGUCCCCCGAUGCGCACCUUCCCGGGUGCCCUGACCGCAGGGGCCUGUCCCGCGCCCUGAGCGGCGCCCCGCCGCCCACCCUGCCCCCCGCCCCGCACCCCGCCUGGUGCCGAGUCCCCCCGCAGCCCCGGCGCUCAGCCCCCCGCCCCGCGCCCCGGGCCCUGCUCAGCACCCGGCCCAUCGCUGUGCCUCUCGCUCACUGCCCGGCCCCCGCGCCCUGUCCCCCGGCCUGCGCCCUGCCCGUGGUCCGUCUCCGUGCCCUGUCGCCGACCCAGUGCCCCGCGCCCGGGCCCGCGCCCCGCUUCCCACCCUGGGCCUUCUUCCGCAGGUUGUGCCCCGCCGGGUCCCGCGCGCCCGGCCCCUCUCCGAGCCCCGGCCCCUGCGCCCUGUCCCUGCUGCACAACCUGUCCCCGGCUCUCCCUCCACGCCCUGCCGGGGGCCCCGCACCGGGCGCCGAGCCGCCUCGCUCCGGUCCUGCCCCACUCCCGGCCCCCCGGCGGGAGCCCCGGCCUGGGGCGCUGGUGCGGAGCCGCCCGCCCCGGCCCCUGACGCGGGCCCGGAGCUGCCCGCCGCGCUCCGCACCGGCAGGGAGCCCCCCGGUGGCCGCUCCGAGCCAGGACACCUCGCGGUCCCGGAGCGCGCGCCGCUGCGCUCGGGCGCCCUGA